Molecule: messenger RNA, 2322 nt
Organism: Cladophialophora psammophila CBS 110553
Lineage: Eukaryota; Fungi; Ascomycota; Eurotiomycetes; Chaetothyriales; Herpotrichiellaceae
Product: histone-lysine N-methyltransferase ASH1L
Exons: 2
Coding region: 1-2322 (773 amino acids)
Biological process (GO): regulation of DNA-templated transcription
Cellular component (GO): nucleus; chromatin
Molecular function (GO): histone H3K36 methyltransferase activity; protein binding
Source: RefSeq, a predicted model, not a curated record
AUGCGUUUCCGUCAGACGCUCCUCAACUUCUACCGGACACGGGUCGACAAUGUUUACCGCCAAACCAUUGCCUCGCCAGAAUCUCGGCCUGUGCUGCCGCGCUCUGCAAGCUCUACAUCUUCCGACUGUGACACGGAUGCAGUCGUGGUGACCACCAGACCCGUUCGACAACAACUCCCCACCCCCUCCGAGAGCUCCCUCGACGUGUCCCUCCAGGAUGCCCGGGAUGUAACUAUGAACGAGGUGCCAAAAGGCCGAGCACGACGCGUUAGUUCGCGGCUUACCAAGAAACAGAGCCAGAAUGGUCUUGUGGAGGAUGUGGAGAACGAGGACCUCAAAGCGAGGACUGUCAGCGGCGAAACCUUGGUUAACAUGGAAAAUGCGAGUCAGUCAACACUAGUCAAAGAAGGCAUUGCUGCGUUGGAUUUGCCAUGGAAUGUGAGUGAAGUGUUUACUAAACAAAGUAAGGAGGAUUUACUGGGUGGGAAGAACACCGCAGCGAAGGCGCUUAAGCAAUCGACAGAGACUGCGCAAGACGUAGAGGUACAGCGUCUACGAGCAGAGAAGGCGGCCGCGAAGAAGGCAAAAAUGGCCGAGAACAACAAAAUGUGGGAGGGACGACGGAAGGCCGCAGAGAAAUUGUCGAGGAGAAGGUCGUCCCGGAUGCCAGUCCUAGAUAAAGCGGGAGAGGUCGUGGCGAGCAUUGCCAACAGUGUGCUUGGAAAGAGGAAGGAUAGAACAUCCGAUUUGUGCACCGCGACACGGUCAAAAAGCAUGGGAGGCGAUGAGUCUGCUUCUCGGGAACCCAGUUCGAAGAAGAGACGCGUCAGCGAGGCUGAUACGCCCUCUGAGGAGCUUGUCGAACAAACGCCUCCUACUCGACGGCGGGAAAAGAGGUGGCUUGCCUCAGGGCUCUACGCUGGUCAGCCCAGGCUAGUGGAUAUGCGUCCUGCCAAAGGAAGGAGCAAACGUACGAGCCUAGCUCCUUCGGAACCGGUGAAGGAAAACUCAGUCUUGCCCCUACCGAUGUUCGGUGGUGAGCGUCUAUUGCAGCAAGGUCGGGACUUCAAGCUACCUUUCGACGUCUUUUCUCCAGUCCCAGCCGGCCAACCGAAGCCCGACGAGUGGAGAAAAGUCAACAAAAACGUCUUUGUCGGCGAUGCAGCGCAAACGUGGCGAGUGUCGAAAUAUGAGGAACAUUCGAGCUGUGGGUGCAAGCGCGAGACGGGCUGCGAUCAGAACUGCAUGAAUCGAUAUAUGUACUAUGAAUGUGAUGAACGAAACUGCAACCUCGAGGCCCAGCUGUGUGGGAAUCGCGCAUUUGAAGGCCUCCGGCAACGAGUCAAGAAAGGAGGCAAGUAUAACAUUGGCGUUGAGGUGAUUAAGACGGAGGACAGGGGCUACGGGGUACGGAGCAAUCGUACCUUUGACCCCAAUCAGAUCAUCGUGGAAUAUACGGGAGAGAUUAUUACUCAGGAGGAAUGCGAGCGCCGCAUGAAGACCAUGUAUAAGAAUAAUGAGUGCUAUUAUUUGAUGCUCUUUGAUCAGAACAUGAUCAUUGAUGCUACUCGAGGAUCCAUAGCACGAUUUGUCAAUCAUUCUUGCGAACCAAAUUGCAGGAUGGAAAAAUGGACGGUCAACGGCAAGCCCCGAAUGGCCCUCUUCGCUGGCGAUCGGGGUAUCAUGACCGGAGAAGAACUCAGUUAUGACUACAACUUCGAUCCCUAUUCUCAGAAGAACGUGCAAGAAUGCCGAUGCGGAUCCGAAAAGUGCCGCGGAGUGUUAGGACCAAGAUCCAAGGAAGAGCGGAAACUGAAGAACCCCGAGGAGGAGAAAAACAAGGGUCGCAGCAAGCUGGCAGGUGCAAAAAGAAAGAUAGCAGACGUUAUAGAAGAGAGUGCCAGUCGAAUCACUAAGAAGACUAAGGUUGCUACUGCACCUAAGAGGAAGGUCUUAGGUCGCUCACAAUCCACCAGUUCCGUCAAGGUGCGAAAGACGAAACUCAUGAAGAAGGCCGUGACGCGAAAGACUAGUGCGACGGUCGGGAAAGGUCUCUCCAGACGUCCAUCGAAACUCAAGACGCUUGUUGCGAGUGCUAGGAGCAAGACGGUCAAGCGAAGAGUUGUGUCCACUUCAUCUUCCACCGCGCUGAUUGAGAAGAAAGGCCCCAGAAAGACCACUCAGGCGUCCGUCAGCCGGUCAUCAAGUCUGCGGGAGAAGGCAUCGAGCGUCAAGAGUCGAGUUGUGAGAAGUGUUCGAGCCACUCGAAGAGUGAGGACUAAGACUGUUCGGGCGAUUGAGGCUGAACAGGGGCUUGCGUAA